AUGGGCUCUCCUUUGUCCCCAAUAUUAGCCGAUAUAGUACUCGAAUCAAUCAUCCAUAAUGCAUUAAGCCACCUUCCCUUUGAAGUCCCUAUUCUACGCAAAUAUGUAGACGAUCUGUUUCUCAUCAUCCCAAAAGAUUCCAUCGACACCGUACUAGACACCUUUAACAGCCAGGAGGACCGAAUUCAGUUCACCAUUGAAAUAGAACAAGACCGCAAACUACCAUUUCUGGACUUGCUGUUAAAUCGACAGGAGGAUCAAUCACUUUUCACCGAAUGGUAUAGCAAACCUAUCUCAUCUGGGAGAAUGCUAAAUUUCCAUUCUUACCAUCAAUACAAACACAAAAUUAAUGUAGCCAAUAAUUUUAUUCACCGCGUUACCUCUUUAACAUCUAAUCCAGAGGCGACAAACGUAAACACCAUCAUUCACAAACACCUACAGGCUAAUAGCUACCCACGAACCCUGGUGUCUCGGCUCAUCAACCUGUACCAUUCUAGGCAACAAGAAGUUGUCCAUCCUUCAGCUAUCACACUGCCACCACCAGCACCUCCACCCACAACAGCUCCACAGCCAACAGCCCCACCGCCGUCCUCUCAGCAACCACAUCAAGCCAGCAAUGCACCAUCCACGGCAAACAACCUUCAGGAUAUGGUCACCUUAGCAAGCACAACCAGCAUAACACCCAGCAUAAACAUUGCUUACAGAUCUCUCCUUUACAUCCCCAAACUGAGUGAUCGUCUCAUUAAACUGUUCAAAAAGGAUUAUCCGCACAUCUGCAUCGCCACAAAAUUGAACAAAACUGUGAACAGCUUCCACAGUCAAGUUAAGGAUCCUACAAAUAAAAACGAAAACAGCAACAUUAUUUAUAAAAUUCCGUGCAGCGGCUGUAACAGCAGCUACAUUGGAAUGACUUCAAACAAAUUAAAAACCAGACUCUACGGACAUGCAUCGAACGUAAACAAACUCAACCAGAUACUAAAUGCGGACACACAGACAAACUACCAGUUAUCCGAGCUAAGAGAGAAAACCGCUCUCAUUGAGCAUUGCAUCGACACAGAACACAGAUUCGACUUAGAGAAUACAUGCAUAAUAGAUAGAUCGAAACACACAGCUUCACUACCAUUUUUAGAAAUGUGUCACAUCUACUGUACACCACACAUAGUGAACCGCCGUAUUGAUGUGGACAACCUCAACACAGCAUACGCGGGGAUCUUACACAAACUUAAAAGCCUAAAUGAAGAUGGUAUAACAGUUAACUGA
This is a messenger RNA of Wyeomyia smithii (pitcher-plant mosquito), 1260 nucleotides long. RefSeq lists its product as uncharacterized. The transcript has a single exon. The record is from RefSeq and is a predicted model, not a curated record. Bases 1 to 1260 code for a protein of 419 amino acids. NCBI's taxonomy places the organism in Eukaryota, Metazoa, Arthropoda, Insecta, Diptera, Culicidae.